GUAGGGACAACGCAAAUUCGCUGCAUGUGUGCAGAUUAGUAGAGACUCUGCUCCGCUCCGACAGCUCAUUGCUGGCUUAUACCCCCAUCAUGAUGGAAUAGCCCCUCAUCAUUACUCGGGUCCUCCCUCAACCAACUCGGGUUCUCACCACAACAGCUUACAACAAUGCUCUUCAACAUCAGCCUACCCACGCCAUCCAUGGUGUUAUCAAUAUCGAGGCAAUACUGAAGCGAAAAUGGCAACCUUCAACCUCUCCUACACCGCCCCAAUAAACCCCCCCGGCGCCUCCCCAGUCCUCACCCAGUCUCAAAUCUGGGAGUGCAUCAAGCGCAAAGUCCGACACGCAGAACAUUUCGUGCCAGCAAUCACCAAGACCGAGAUCCUUUCCGAGUCCAAAGAAGGAGAAACAGUCGUCUCCCUCAAGCGACGCAUAACAUUUGCUCCCGGCGGCCACCCCGCCGGCGCCGAGAACGCCGUCGAAACAUGCCACUUUUUCGAACCAUGCCGUGUUGACUUUGUGGGCGCAGACGGAAGCGCAAUCAUCAACGCUGUGAGCCAGGGUCCUGGUGUUGAAGCUCAGGAUUUGAACUACACUUAUAUUUUUGAGUGGCGACAUCCCGAGUUGGAAGCGGGCAGUGAAGAGGCAGCGAAACAGAGGGAGGCUGAUUGGGCGACCACUCAGCUGGCUGUUAACGCGACCAUUGCGACUAUGAGACGCAUGGUGAGCGAAGGGGUUGUGGGAUGAUGCCAAAGUGGUAACAGCGCAUUUAGCCAUUGGAUAUGUGCCGAGUUACUUUACUGCUACUUUCGUUAUAAUUCAUUGGAACAAAAACCAU
This is a messenger RNA of Podospora pseudocomata, 836 nucleotides long. RefSeq lists its product as uncharacterized. Bases 236 to 745 code for a protein of 169 amino acids. The record is from RefSeq and is a predicted model, not a curated record. NCBI's taxonomy places the organism in Eukaryota, Fungi, Ascomycota, Sordariomycetes, Sordariales, Podosporaceae. The transcript has 2 exons.